This is a messenger RNA of Ostrea edulis (European flat oyster), 512 nucleotides long. RefSeq names its product perlucin-like protein. Bases 32 to 496 code for a protein of 154 amino acids. NCBI's taxonomy places the organism in Eukaryota, Metazoa, Mollusca, Bivalvia, Ostreida, Ostreidae. The transcript has 4 exons. The record is from RefSeq and is a predicted model, not a curated record.
CCAUUGAAUUCAAAAGCCCUGAAACUCUAACAUGAGAAUGGAGAAAGCAGCCAUUUUUAUGUACCUUUGUUUUGUUGUCUCAGCAAAACGUUGCAGCUACCCAUACACAGCGCUGGGCUCCAGGUGUUACUAUUUCAGUACUGACACAGCAUCGUGGGACGAAGCUUACGUAAAUUGUAUUCAUAAAGGCGGAUACUUGGCGAACCUGGAAACUCUAGACGAAUACCUAACUAUGCGAUACAAGCUUGCAGGAAUGAAAAAUGGCCAGCAUUAUUCCAUCGGAGGACGAGAUUUUAAUCGCCAGGUGAAUGGUGGAGGUUGGAGAUGGGUCAAUGCCAGUCGAAAUUCUAAGAUGUCUUACUUUGCAUUUGGGCCAGGAGAACCAGGAGGUACCAAAGAAUCUCCACAGCUCUGUCUGUGGUUAUACGCUAAAUAUCAAUAUCAAUUUGUAGACGUUGGAUGUACCUCUGUUGCGCGAUACAUAUGUGAAAAAUAAAGAUCUUUGAAUUUUA